UUGUACCGACUUUUGACCUUCUGGAGUUUAGUGGGCGUGUGUGUAACUGCAGCUAGUUCGCCCUCUGGCUGUGCACCAGAGAAUGGCGUCAAUAGCUAGGGGAGUUGCAACGAUACCCUCAGACGAGGAUGUUGUGAGUGAAAGGAUACAGGAGAUUGGGGAAGAUGAUCUGGAAGUUGAUCUGACUCACGGGCGUCUCAAAGCCAUUCCGGAAGUGGUGACCUCUCUCACAAAGGUCGAAGUCCUCUCGCUGCGUCAGAACCUCAUUCCAGACAUGGCACCACUGUCUGGACUGGUGACACUCAGGGAGCUGGAUCUCUAUGACAACGAACUAACAAUCGUCGCCGGCCUUGGCAACCUGACACAACUGACAUCCAUUGACCUAUCGUUCAACCACAUUACAACCAUCAGUGGACUGGAGGGAGUGGUGCAGUUAAAAAGCCUCUUCCUCAUUCAGAACAAGAUAUCAAAGAUUGAAAACAUCUCUCAUUUCACCCAGCUCACCAUGCUGGAGCUGGGGGCCAACCGCAUUAGGGGUCUGGAAAAACUGACAAACCUGAAAGUGCUGAGUGUUCAAAACAACAGACUGGGAAAGCUGGAGGGACUGGAAUGUCUGGUUCAACUGGAGGAGCUCUAUGUCAGUUUCAAUGGCAUCAAGACCAUUGAAGGUCUGGAGACUCUGGUCAACCUGACAACACUGGACCUGGCCAACAACAGGAUCAAAAGACUACAGAAUGUCUCUCAUAUGCUCAAACUUGAAGACUUCUGGUUCAACAACAAUCAGCUGGACCAGUGGGACGACCUCUCUCACCUGAGUCCCAUAACAACCCUCAGAACUGUCUAUUUCGAGGCUAACCCCAUAGCAAAGGACACCCAGUACCGCAUGAAGAUCAAACGCGCCUUGCCAUGUGUCACACAGAUAGACGCAACUAUGGCCCCAGGAACGGCAUAGCUUUUACUACUGGUAGCUAUAUAGUCAAAUAUAUACAUCUAUCACAGCCACAAGACUUCUACUAACGAUUGUAACAAUUUUACUAUUGCUUUUGAGUUGUGUAAACUUAAAUAAACUUCUGUGAUAGAGUAUUUUGUGGGGGACUUCUAUUUAUAUGUCAUCAUCACUUAGUGUGAAUCUUGGUGGUACGCGCUGUUCUGUCGAAUUUUCUUCAUCUGUCUCACCCUCCCUCUCUCCCUCCCUCUCUGACUGCUCAUCUUCGUCGCUAGAGAACACCAAUUGUCGUAUCUUCUGCCCCCGAACCCGUCUGACCGGUCUCCGUCUGGUUAUGGACCCGCUGUUUGCGACGGCCCGACGAGCCGACGUCAAAACGUCGGUCCUGAAAUCAUCGUCUUCGUUCCAUUCCGAGUUUUCUUUUUCCUCGUCCGAUUCCAGAGCCACGGGCAGAGCCUUUAGUCUACGUGUUGUGCCGACUCUGACUUUCGAUUUCACUUUCUCAGUCCUUCCUUUGGCUGGAGUCUGGAGUCGGAGUUGUUUGGAUGCUUUCUUUGAAGUCGUUUUAGCUUUCUUCCGAGAUAGUGGUAUUGGAGGUGGUGAGAGAGACGCGUUUCUCCCAUUCUCCUCUUUCUCCCGCUUCUUCUCGCUUUCUUCUCCGUCUCCCUCCCCCUCCCUCUCGUCCUCCAACUCCUCAAGCCCUUUCUGCUGUGCGGUCUUCAUCAUCUCUUCCAGUUCAGUAAUCAGAGCCUGGAAGAUGAGACUGGGGGAUUCACUAGAGGCAGGGACAGUCUUGGGAAAUGGUGUAAGGGCUGUCUGUGAUUCUAUCAAGACUAGUCAGAUUUAUGUUCAGAACUGUAGCUGUGCAUGUCUCCAAUUUAAGUGACAGAAUCAACACUUAGAGAAAAGGGAAUGGGAUAUGGCUCUGAGUGCCUGGGGAAUGUGGCUG
This is a messenger RNA of Geodia barretti, 1895 nucleotides long. NCBI's taxonomy places the organism in Eukaryota, Metazoa, Porifera, Demospongiae, Tetractinellida, Geodiidae. The record is from the annotation of a GenBank genome assembly.